Molecule: messenger RNA, 1485 nt
Organism: Paraglomus brasilianum
Lineage: Eukaryota; Fungi; Glomeromycota; Glomeromycetes; Paraglomerales; Paraglomeraceae
Source: the annotation of a GenBank genome assembly
AUGUCUUCCUUUGUCAAAUUACUGGAAGAAAUCCCAAUACGCGAUCGUGCCUACUUUACUCUUGAACGCGACUGGUCAUUGUUGGAUUUCUUACUCUAUCGACAACAGCACGCAAAUUUUCUGGCUGAUAAAUGUGGUGAACACAAGCGGUAUGUCCAUAACCUGUCAACGAUAAUAGAUUGUGACGAUUUACCUGAAGAAAACGAAAAGAAAUCAGAUUUGAUUAAAGAAUUCUGGAUUAAUGCCAUCCCAACACAAAAACGAAAAAUUGGCGAAUUUUUUGAAGAAUUGGACUGUGAAUAUGAAAUAAAAAGUGUAGAUACAGCAAAAGUGUUGAUUAUGAAGAAAGCAACAGCACGAUUAGAAGAGACAUUAGAAAUUCAAGAACAAAGAAGUAAUAAAAAGAGGAAGACAGAAGGGCAUGUUGGUGUGGGGGAUACUUUACCCAAUGAAAAAAAUUUUAAGAAGGCAACUCCACUAGAUCUUAUACCAUCAGAUGAAAGUGAAGAUAAUGAACCACCAUUAACAUCAGCAGAUGAUGAAGAUGAUGAUAUUCCUGAUCCAGACAGAGUUCUUGAUUUCUUCCCCAAAAACUCACAGAAAUGGAUUCUUCCUUCAGGCAAAUCUGUUGAGAAUAUCUUUACAAUGAAUGUGUCCAAAAACUCAAAAACAUGUAAACAAAAGAAAAAGCCAACAGCCACAGAAAAGGCUGCCUUGUGUUAUGGUGCCUCGAGAAUAAUAGAUUUGUCAGCACAUAUGAGGGCUUGGUUUUCCCCUGCUGAUAGGCAGUUUAUGGUCAAGAAUCAUGAGAAAUUGCUUAAAGUCCCAGAGCUGCCCAAUGAAGUCAAUUUGUUCAUUUCAGAGGUUGAGAAGAUGGUGUGUGAAGACAAGUCAAAAGCUGCCCUCAAGCUAUGUACUGCAAAGUAUAAUGACUCACCAAUUGAUAGCUGCAUCAACAAGAUCAGUAAAAUCUAUAGUGAAUUUAUUUACAAAACUAUAGAUGGAGAUGAUAUGCUGGAAUGUGAUUCUGUAGGACACACAGAAAUUGAUAUCAUUAAAGCAUUCUCAUACAUCAUGGAUGGAUUGAAUAAAGGUCUCAGGAUACGUCACAAAUGGGGUGAUGUGCAUUUCUCGUCCUCAUCAGGAAUGGAUCUGGGAGAGUGGGAGUUUGCUUUUGCUGGGGUUAAUGGCCAGAUGUUGAUAGAGGAUUUGGUGAACGGAUUCUAUGUCAUCUUUCCAGGACAAAAAUUCCUGCUGCCCACCAAACUUGCUCAAAUUGAAAAGCUGAAGUCAGCUGUAAAAAUUACCAAAUAUAUGAUGGAUAUGUAUAGAGAAACUGAUACUUUGAUAAAUAACUUGGAGGUCGGGUAUCAUGCAUUUGAUGAUAUAUUCGAGAUCAAUGAGCCUGACACAAAAAUAUCGACACAUUACAAAUCCAGCAUUUGCAAUCCUUGGUGGACUCCAAAACAACAGAAGCAAAAAUAA